AUGCCAAAACAUUCAAAGAAAGGAUCACAGAGACAAUCCCGUGCCUCCAAGAAAGACAAUCGGGGAGUGAAGAAAUUACAAAACAAACUCUCGACCAAUACCAAUUUUUCAAUUACGGCGGAGGUUGCAGCAAAAUUAAUUUCUGAAAAACAGCAAGUAGUAUCGGAUCAAGUGCCCGAAUCAACAACAUCUACGACUUGUAAUACGACACAAUCAACAACGGAAACAACAACGGCACCAAUGGGAAUUACUAAAAUUGAACCAACGAAUAAGAACAAGAAGAAAUCAAAAAAGAAAUAA
Messenger RNA from Naegleria fowleri, 300 nucleotides. RefSeq lists its product as uncharacterized. The record is from RefSeq and is a predicted model, not a curated record. Lineage: Eukaryota; Heterolobosea; Eutetramitea; Acrasida; Naegleriidae. The coding region runs from base 1 to 300 and encodes 99 amino acids. The transcript has a single exon.